GAAGACGGAGGGCGGAGCCGGCUUCGGGACUGCGGAGACUACACACCGAGCGAGCGCCUGGGCCCGAAGGGAGCGAUGCUGUGGUUCCAGGGCGCCAUUCCGGCCGCCAUCGCGACGGCCAAAAGGAGCGGCGCGGUCUUCGUGGUGUUCGUGGCAGGUGAUGAUGAACAGUCUACACAGAUGGCUGCAAGUUGGGAAGAUGAUAAAGUUACAGAAGCAUCUUCAAACAGUUUUGUUGCUAUUAAAAUCGAUACCAAAAGUGAAGCCUGCCUACAGUUUUCACAAAUCUAUCCUGUAGUGUGUGUUCCAUCCAGUUUCUUUAUUGGAGACAGUGGAAUUCCCUUGGAAGUAAUAGCAGGAAGUGUUUCUGCAGAUGAACUUGUUACAAGAAUUCACAAGGUCCGACAGAUGCAUUUGCUAAAAAGUGAAACAUCAGUAGCAAAUGGCAGUCAGUCAGAAAGUUCAGUGUCUACUCCAUCUGCGUCAUUUGAACCUAACAACACUUGUGAAAACUCUCAGUCCAGAAAUGCAGAGCUUUGUGAGAUACCACCCACUUCUGAUACAAAGUCAGAUACUGCAACAGGAGGAGAAAGUGCAGGCCAUGCCACUUCCUCUCAGGAGCCUAGUGGAUGCUCAGAUCAGAGACCUGCAGAGGACCUCAACAUCCGAGUGGAAAGACUAACAAAAAAACUUGAAGAAAGGAGAGAAGAGAAAAGAAAAGAGGAAGAACAGAGAGAAAUUAAGAAGGAAAUUGAGAGGAGAAAAACUGGAAAAGAAAUGUUGGAUUAUAAAAGAAAACAAGAAGAAGAAUUAACAAAAAGAAUGCUGGAGGAAAGAAACAGAGAGAAAGCAGAAGAUAGGGCAGCUCGAGAACGUAUAAAACAGCAGAUUGCAUUGGACCGUGCAGAGAGAGCUGCUCGUUUUGCAAAGACAAAGGAAGAAGUAGAGGCUGCCAAAGCUGCUGCCUUGCUAGCAAAACAGGCAGAAAUGGAAGUCAAGAGGGAAUCUUAUGCAAGAGAAAGAAGCACUGUUGCAAGAAUUCAAUUCCGUCUUCCUGAUGGUUCUUCCUUUACAAAUCAGUUCCCUUCUGAUGCUCCUCUAGAAGAGGCAAGGCAGUUUGCUGCACAGACUGUUGGCAACACUUACGGUAAUUUUUCGUUAGCAACCAUGUUUCCCAGGAGGGAAUUUACCAAAGAAGAUUAUAAAAAGAAGUUACUGGAUUUGGAACUUGCCCCAAGCGCUUCGGUGGUACUGUUGCCAGCAGGAAGACCAACUGCAUCCAUUGUACACUCUUCCAGCGGAGACAUUUGGACCUUGUUGGGAACAGUGCUUUAUCCAUUCCUUGCCAUCUGGAGAUUAAUUAGCAAUUUCUUGUUUAGUAAUCCGCCUCCCACACAGACUUCAGUGAGAGUAACAUCGUCAGAACCCCCAAACCCUGCAUCAUCUAGCAAAUCAGAAAAAAGGGAACCAGUGAGAAAAAGAGUGCUGGAAAAACGUGGAGACGACUUUAAAAAGGAGGGGAAAAUUUAUAGAUUAAGGACUCAAGAUGAUGGUGAAGAUGAAAACAACACUUGGAAUGGAAAUUCCACUCAACAGAUGUAGUGUGACAAGUAUAAUAUGUGCAAUAAUCAUUGUUUCUCUUAUGAUUUAAUUCAACUAAAAUUCUACUGGAGAAGUGGGACUGCUUUAUAUUUUCCAACUGGUCUAUAAAAUGUCUCUUUAUUCCUGCUUAGUGGGUGUGGGUUGAAGGUGUUUAACUCAGAAAAGUAAAGACAGGAAAUAACUCUCUGCUAGGUCCUUGCUUAUAUGGCAACCACUGCUAGAACCCUAAAAGAACCAAAAAUCUGCCACAGCCUGCCUCCAUCAGCUUCUUAUUUAGUAUUUCAUAUGCCCAUUAGCCCUAUGCUUCAGAUGACACGUUUUGUUUAGAGCUACUUUGCUCCAAGACUCUUAAGCCCAAAGUAACUGGUAUGUCACUGAGUAACUUGACUCGGUGUCAGAGCAUUUUAACUAGCCACUCAGAUGAGAAUUUAUGUUUAACUUCUCUUUUUACUCAUCAGCUGCAAGCAAAAUCUUGUAGUUUUUAAUCUUAAACACUGAAUAAAAAAACUUUCCCCUAAAUUGGAAUGAUCUUAGUUUUGCUUUGAGUUUUGUUAUCUAGCAUCUUUUUGUUGCACAGGGCUCUAUUGAGGUCCUAUGUCUCUGAUUUUUUUUUUUCCCCAGUAUUGCCCUGGAGCUGUCUCUGGAAAGUAGCUGGCGAGGUUACCUUAACUAUCACUGAAGAAAGAAAUUUUCUGACACACUGAUGGCAUGUGACUUGUCUCCUAAGUCAGUGAGGCAUCACUUUGUUUGCAUAAAGUAUACGGUUUGUUAAGGCCUUUGUUCUUGUGAGAUGCAAAACAGCUGCUAGUCUGCAACCUAGUUUUCCCUCUCACCUUUAACUGACGUUUUGUCCUCAAUAAUUACACAAGGACCUAGAGUACCUAUAGGACAAAAAGUAUAGAAUAAAAAUAUGCCUUUAGUCAUUUGGUUUUUCUUAAAAAGUUGAGAUUCUUAAUCUGACUUACAUGUUACUUUAUCCGUAUGUCUUUGUUAGUGGAGACCGCUAAACUAAUGAUGUUUGAAAACAGUUCCUCUGUUUUAGAUUGGAAGAUAGCACUCUAGAGUGGACAUACGGAAAGACUGUGACUUUAUUUUGUAAUGGGAGGAAGAAAUUUUCUCAGAGCAAACUUUCUAUUUUUUACCUGUGAAAUAACAGUGACUUUUUAAAAUGGUGACAGUGUUGGCAAGGAAACAGCAACACAGGCUGCGCUGUUGGUAGGAGUGAAAACCAGUAUAAUUCUUCUGAAAAACAUUUAUCAGAAACUUAAAAUAUUUCAUACCGUUUGAUCCAGUAGCUUCUUCUAAAUCAUAAAUGCAGACAAUGUUUAGGUAAAGACAUACUCAUUAAGUGUUAUUUAUUUUACUCAAGAACUGGAAACCAACUAAAUGCCUUCUAUAGAAGUAAUUUUUGAUGAGGAGAAAUGGUACAAUACUAAUUAACAACUUGGUUUAACAUGUUUACUGAGCAUCUGUUAAGUGUUGGGGGAAAAAGCAGCAGGAUCCAGAGCUAUAGGUACAGUGUGAUCUCAGCUUUGCAAACACAUUUUCUACAUAGAUAGUACUAGGUAUUAAUAGAUAUGUAAAGAAAGAAAUCACACCAUUAAUAAUGGUAAGAUUGGUUUAUGUGAUUUUAGUGGUAUUUUUGGCACCCUUAUAUAUGUUUUCCAAACUUUCAGCAGUGAUAUUAUUUCCAUAACUUAAAAAGUGAGUUUGAAAAAGAAAAUCUCCAGCAAGCAUCUCAUUUAAAUAAAGGUUUGUCAUCUUUAAAAAUACAGCAAUAUGUGACUUUUUAAAAAAGCUGUCAAAUAGGUGUGACCCUACUAAUAAUUAUUAGAAAUACAUUUAAAAACAUCGAGUACCUCAAGUCAGUUUGCCUUGAAAAAUAUCAAAUAUAACUCUUAGAGAAAUGUACAUAAAAGAAUGCUUCGUAAUUUUGGAGUAGGAGGUUCCCUCCUCAAUUUUGUAUUUUUAAAAGUACAUGGUAAAAAAAAAAAUUCACAACAGUAUAUAAGGCUGUAAAAUGAGAAUUCUGCCCCCUCACCUCUUACCCCAGUACUAUUCUCCAGAGGUAAUCUAUUAACAAUUUCUUAUGUAAUUUUCAGAAAAUUUGUAUGCGUAUAUAAGCAAAUAUGUAAUCUUUAUUUUUUAAAUAAAUGGGAUCAUAUUAUA
This is a messenger RNA of Homo sapiens (human), 3771 nucleotides long. RefSeq names its product UBX domain protein 4 (gene UBXN4). The record is from RefSeq and is marked validated. Lineage: Eukaryota; Metazoa; Chordata; Mammalia; Primates; Hominidae. The transcript has 13 exons. Gene Ontology annotation, cellular component: endoplasmic reticulum membrane; nuclear envelope. The coding region runs from base 76 to 1602 and encodes 508 amino acids.